Molecule: messenger RNA, 1549 nt
Organism: Physella acuta
Lineage: Eukaryota; Metazoa; Mollusca; Gastropoda; Physidae
Product: tetraspanin-33
Cellular component (GO): plasma membrane
Source: RefSeq, a predicted model, not a curated record
CACAGCUACAGCAGGACAAUAUGCAAGAUGUUUUACCUGAUCCUGAAGAGAUGAGACGUGAAGUGAGGAACAGUAAACAUAACUUAGUGUGUGACGAGACAGAAGGCUUUGAAGGUGUCACCAAUCGGGGGUUUAUCAUAGACAGCCCCUACUUGACGAAAAACCUGACAGCCCAAGAACCUGGCGACAUUUCGACUUCCAGUGACGAUGACGAAGAUCAGACCAGUGACUAUGAUAAUAAAGACCUGCCGUCUAGUUCAGAAAGGGGAUCUUCACAAGUCAUAAAACGACCUGAUAGAAGAUUCACAUUGCCAAGACCAUACAGCGCUUCGUUUGCUGAAGAUUUAAUCAGUUAUAAUCGGAGAGAAAAUUUCCCAAAGGCUUGGCAUUCUUUGAAAAUCAACUUUAUUGAAAGGUCGCUACUGGCAGAUAGGUCUAAAGUCGCUAGCAGUACUGGCGAAGCUCCCAGCGAAAUGCAAACUUCUAUUGAGUACGAAGACGAAAGUCUAGAAGAUCUGCCCUCGCCAGAGAACAACGGAAAACGUCCCGUCGCUGAAGAAGAUAGUCUGAGCCUUGAAUUCUUCGUGCCCGGAAAGAAAAAAUAUAUCCGGCUUCACCGCCGUACUUUCAUCCACUUUCUCUUCAAGUAUUCUAUAUUUCUUUUGACUUUUCUGUUUUGGGUAGCCAGCCUCUCCGGGAUCGGGUUCGGCACGUGGAUGCUCCUGAGCAACGGUGCGAUCAUUGACGAUGUCACCGACGUCUUCCUCGACCCGUACGUCUUGAUGUGUGUGGUCAGCGGCAUUAUAUUCCUCGUCACAUUUUUUGGAUGUGUCGGAGCUUUGCGGGAGAAUGUUUUACUUUUAAACUUGUUUCGUUUCAGCAUGACAGCCGUGUUAGUGCUUGAAGGUUUACUCAGUACCCUGGUAUUCCUGUUCUACACCAUGCCGGAGUUUAGAAGAGCCGUCAAAGUCGGCCCGGAAGAGGUUUUGAAAAAGGCGGUCAAACAGUAUUUCGACGACGAGGGCAUGAAAAAAUGGAUCGAUACUGUCCAGAAGGAGUUCAAGUGUUGCGGCGUGAGCAUGAGUGACGACGGCUACUUGGACUGGCAAGAAAACCAGUACUACAACUGCUCGGCCUCGAACCCCAGUGUGUACAGGUGUUCUGUGCCCUUAUCCUGCUGUAUCUUCGAGCCUGGUGAAUAUAUCAACUACAGAUGUGGUGCUGACAUCAUGAACAGGGAGGAACUGUAUGUGAAUCACAUGAUCAACACUAAGGGCUGUAUGAAAAGCUUUGGAGAAUGGUUGGGAAAGAAUGAUGUGGUCAUUGGUUAUGUUGCUUUAGGAGUUAUCAUUCCCCAGAUUCUUGGUGUUAUUGCGGCAAGAUACUUUGUCAAGCAUCUUUCAAAACACACAACAUGGAGGCAGUUGAGUGAUCCAGUGCAGAUCAUCUCUCCAACAUAAACCAAGAUCACAUAGUUCAAAGGGCAGCCUAGAAGAUAUAGCUAGGCUGGAGCUGCUGCCACAGAUAUGAUAAUGGUAAAAAAAAAUAA